AUGAGCGACGGCGCCGAUUCCGACCGCGACCUCCCGCGCGCCGACGGCGACGACGAGCCGCGCCACCCCGACCCGCGGGCCGCGAAGGAGGAGGAGCCGCCCGUGGCCGACGAGUUCCAGGACGCGCCCCCGUCCCCCGAAACGAACAGCGACGGCGACGGCGAGCGCUCCCCGGAUCGGGCGGGGCUGCCCAAUGCGGGGGACCGCGGGGAGACCGCGCCGCCCGACGCCGGGGAGGAGGCCGUGGGCGUGAGGGUGGAGACCAACGGCGAGGACGCCAUGAGCCACGACGGCGAUGAGGGGGACGGCGAGGACGAGGACGACGACGAAGAUGAUGACGACGAGGAGGAUGACGAGGACGAGGACGACGACUCCACCCCUGAUGCGUCGCCGAGGGCGGAGGUGAAGGCGGAGGGCGACGGGUCGGCCGGGUUGGCGCAGUGCGCCAGCCAGCAGCCGGUGGAGCCCGACCCUUUUCUCGAGGGUCACGACUCCGGGACGGAGGAGGAGCAGGCGGCGUUCAUGUCUGAGCUGGAGCGCUUCCACAGGGAGCACAGCCUCGAGUUCAAGCCGCCCAAGUUUUACGGCAAGGGCCUCAACUGCCUCAAGUUGUGGAGGCAGGUCGCUCACCUGGGAGGCCAUGAGCAGGUAACAGUUUGUAAACUAUGGCGUCAAGUUGGAGAGACUUUCAGGCCACCAAAGACUUGCACUACGGUGUCUUGGUCAUUUCGGAUUUUCUACGAGAAGGCACUUCUUGAAUAUGAAAAACACAAAGUACGAACUGGCCAGCUUAAAAUAUCAAUACCUGCUAUACCACAACCUGGUGGUACAAACCGUGAGGGUGUAAAUGCAUCAUCUUCUGCAAGAAUUAGAAGGGAUGCUGCAGCACGUGCUAUGCAGGGUUGGCAUGCGCACCGUCUCCUUGCCAAUGACAUGUAUGGAGAUCACAUUUUUAAGGACAAAGACUCAAUACCCCUUUCAAGUCGUGAUAAGAAUCUGAAAGGCUUUGGGGUACUCAAGAGGAAGAAAGCAUCUAGUCCAGAGCGUGCUUUCAAGGUCUCCCGUACAAAAGUGAACAAGUCACAGGAAGAUUCUAUGGUCAUUGAUGUUGGAGAACCUGCCGAUUGGGUGAAGAUUAAUGUUCGUCAAACUAAAGAAUGCUUUGAGAUAUAUGCGCUAGUUCCUGGGCUUCUAAGGGAAGAGGUGCAUGUUCAGUCUGAUCCUGCUGGACGUCUGGUUAUAACUGGGGACCCUGACCAGCCUGAUAACCCUUGGGGCAUCACUGCAUUCAAGAAGGUGAUCAACUUGCCGUUAAGGAUUGAUCCGCAUCAAACAUCAGCAGUUGUCACGCUUCAUGGCCAGCUAUUUGUGCGUGCGCCAUUUGGGCAUCCGGACAUGUAG
Messenger RNA from Triticum turgidum subsp. durum (durum wheat), 1401 nucleotides. The record is from the annotation of a GenBank genome assembly. Lineage: Eukaryota; Viridiplantae; Streptophyta; Magnoliopsida; Poales; Poaceae.